Messenger RNA from Rubroshorea leprosula, 347 nucleotides. Lineage: Eukaryota; Viridiplantae; Streptophyta; Magnoliopsida; Malvales; Dipterocarpaceae. The record is from the annotation of a GenBank genome assembly.
UCCAUAAAAUAGUUUACAUUAAGUAUUUUAGCAGCAUACGAAAAUUCGUCGUGGGUUUGAACUUUGACGCAACCGCCGUUAUUGCAGCUACGAGUGUCGGCUAUAGUGAGCAAUUCGCCUUACAUUCUAAUGCUUGAUUGCGACAUGUUCUGUAAUGAUCCAUCGUCGGCAAAACAGGCCUUGUGCUUCCAUUUUGAUCCGAAGUUGUCUUCAUCUCUGGCAUUAGUGCAAUUCCCUCAGAGGUUUUGCAAUAUCAACAGCAACGAUAUUUAUGACAGCCAGCUUCGAUCCAUCUUUUCGGUAAUUUGCAGAUAGUUAAAUUAAUUUAAUGAAUCAAAAGAUUUUUU